AUGGAAGACGAAAGCUUCACCUAUUCGGAGAGACCCGCCAAGCGGGUUCGUCAGGCCUGCGUAAGAAAGCCAAAUGCCCCGGAGAGCAGCCUGUCUGUUCUUUGUGUGCCAGGCUACGGCAACAAUGUUUAUACGCCGAUGAAAGACGUCGGCCACCUCCAGAGUCGAGUCCAAGGCUCAAUGAUUCAGAACCCCGAACAUCUCAUGUUCUGUGUGGUUAAUGGAUAUGCCGAGGUUGCCCGGGGCCUCGUUAUGAAAAGGGUCUCAGAAGGGCCAGUGGAGCUUUCGACGCUUCAAUGUCUCUGUAUUUUGAGCUUGGUUGACUUCACAAAUGGCAACACGCAUCGUUCCAGCAUCCACAGCAGCUUAGCAAUGAACCUUGCACAAUGUGCCAAUCUUGGACAGGAGUCACGUUCAGCAACCAGCAUCAUAGUCCGCGAAGAACGCAGACGCUGCUUCUGGAGUAUAUGUCUUCUCAAACGACUACAUGGCGGCGACUUCCCGAUCCCGGACAUACCUCAAGCCGGAGGCCCUCCAUAUCCCCGAAGCCCGGCACGACCAGCACACUUCCUCUCCCCAGAGCCAUCAACUCUCGAAACACGACGAAGUGACAUCCAGGACGAAGGAAUCAUUGCAUAUGUGAUAAUGCUCAGCGAAGUGUUUGCAAGGACAGCACGAUAUGUUCGACUUCAUGGACGCCCAAGCAAUGUCCCACCAUGGUCUCCCCAUUCCGAAUACUCGAAAAUUCUCGCUUUGCAAAUGGAUCUCGAGACACGCAUGCCAUAUAUUCACCGAUUCAAGCCAGCGAACCUCAGUGAACGGUCUCUCGAGGAAUUACAGACACAUCGUGAAUACUGGGGCCCGUGGUUUCUGAAUCAAUUCUUGUAUCACACCAGCCUGUGUUUACUGAAUCAUCCACUGCUUCUCUCGCUCAGCCUUCGGAAUUUCCGGAGUACUAUCCCGGAGAUUUUUUUACAGCACACCUCGGACUUGAUUUCCUCGCAUACAACCUGGAUCAUUCACUUCAUCAAUUGCUUUGAAGAGAAGGCAUUCAUAGUAUCAGAUCCGUUGCUAGGCUACAGCGCCGCUGUUGUCGCUACAAUCGAGCUGCAACUCAGUUUCACAGAUGACUUGACUAUCAGAGAACAUAAGCGUGAAAGAUUCGCCAAGUGUGUCAAGUUUGUGCAAGCCAUAGGAGAAAGGUGGCCACACAUGGCUCGACUGGCACAAAGAUUGCAGCGGCUAGAGGACGCAGUCUCGGCAACCUACCAAUCAGAUCCAGGCGCGCAAAACCAAAGCCUCUUAAUUGACCUAUCACGAUUCUGGGAAAUCCUCGAAUACUCAUCCAACAGCGAUACAGACUCUGCUCGGCGUCUAUUCGGGGAUUCGCUCUAUGCUGGUUCAUCUUCUGCUGGCGCAGAAGUAUCGCAGACAUCACCCUUGCCUGCGCCGUUCCGGCUGAAUGUCCAGGGGGAAGAUACACCAAAUCCUCGGUCUCAACCACUCGAUACAAAUCCCGCCUUUCCUAAUCAAAACUAUCCAGCAAACUCUUUGCUCUCACCGCAUCAUUUGACGCUGUCUAAUGAUGAGUUCUCUAUUCUUGCUGCCAAUUUCUUUUCUCAGGGGCAAGAGUUCCUACGCAGUGGUGAUAACUGGGAAAGUGUUGGCAACUUCUAA
Molecule: messenger RNA, 1677 nt
Organism: Penicillium griseofulvum
Lineage: Eukaryota; Fungi; Ascomycota; Eurotiomycetes; Eurotiales; Aspergillaceae
Product: fungal specific transcription factor domain-containing protein
Exons: 5
Coding region: 1-1677 (558 amino acids)
Biological process (GO): DNA-templated transcription
Cellular component (GO): nucleus
Molecular function (GO): zinc ion binding; DNA binding
Source: RefSeq, a predicted model, not a curated record